Messenger RNA from Podarcis raffonei (Aeolian wall lizard), 3651 nucleotides. RefSeq lists its product as uncharacterized. The coding region runs from base 547 to 1608 and encodes 353 amino acids. Gene Ontology annotation, cellular component: plasma membrane; membrane raft. Gene Ontology annotation, biological process: negative regulation of T cell activation; intracellular signal transduction. The record is from RefSeq and is a predicted model, not a curated record. NCBI's taxonomy places the organism in Eukaryota, Metazoa, Chordata, Lepidosauria, Squamata, Lacertidae. The transcript is spliced from 6 exons.
UUGGCCAGCCACUUCUGGGAAGCACAUAGGCAAGGUGGGAAGGAACAACACCCCGCCCCUCACAGCAGCUGACUUUCAGAGAUACACUGCGGCUGCACAUGGAAGUUCCAUUCAUGUACCUUGGCCGUUGAAAAACCUACCCUCCACGGAUAUGAGGCCCUGCUGAGAUGUUCCACAAGGGGGUGGGGAGUGGAGCACACUUCUGGUCGCAUCUACCUGCCACUGGUACUUUUGCUUUUCAUUUUUUUGGUUUUGCAAAGCAGCGUGCAGUUGGGCGAUGCGGGCAGGAAGCAGGCUGUGCCACAGGCGCAUGUGGCCUCCGCUCAGAGGCCACCCACCUUGGGAAAGUCAGCCGUGCGACCGAGCUGCUUGCAGCCACCCAGAAAGCUGGGACCUGACCUUUUAUUCUAGAAGACGGUGAGGCCAAGCCGAACGAUCAAGGGAUUCCGAUCGCUGGGGCCGAUUGCAGAGAUGCCCUUUGCCCGCCUCUGUCUCCCCCACUGCUAAACAUCCUAUGCCGAGUGCGUCUUUCAGGGGAAUCCACUGAUGGCUCCACCCCUGGAGGAAGCGGGCGCUGGCGGCUUCUUCCCUUCGUUCCUUGUCGUCUCCCUGGUUGGCCUAACUGCCUGUCUCUUGGCCCUCUGCGCACUUUGCAGGAGGAAAGAGAAGAACAGAGUAAUUCCACAAGAUGGAGCGAUGCUGGAAGAAGCAACGGAGCUCUUGACGGUCCUUAACUCACACCAGCUGAACAGGACAAAUUCCAAGGCAAAAAAUCUGAGGUCAGCCAGCGGCAACAUCCCUUACGCAUUGAGCGAAGACGAUGGGACGAUAUCCAGCUGCAGCUUCAUCAUCCUGCCCCAGAGACGGCUUCCCCGCACCCCCCCAGUGGACCUGGUGUCCCCAGACCAGACUUACUCAAACCUGAGCUUCCAAAACCGAGCCGAGGACGUGCUGUAUGAAUCCAUGUCAGUGUCGGAGGAAGCAACGGAGGAACCGAGCCCUGUCACGAAGGAGGAGGAGGAGGAUUCUAUGGGGCAAGAGGACCCAGCAACAGGACCCGAGUACGCCUGUGUUCUGAAAGGGAAGAAGAUGAAGGCCCACCAGCGCACGGGGAUGGAGGCAGGGGCCUCUGAAGCAUCGCAGCAGGGAUCUCUAGCAACGACACUUCACACUGCUCAAGCAGUACAGUUAGAAGAAAUGUAUUCAGUGGUGCGCAAGGAGAGAAAGAAGGAGGAGAAGAAGAAAACCAAGGGCUCUGGCGGGCACAGUGGAGACAGACCAUCCCAAGAGGAGAUGAGCCCAGGAAAUGCCCUGGUGGCAUCUGUCCAUCAGGAAUCAGAUGGCAGGGGGGCAGGGCACCCGCCCUCAUUGUUCCAGCCUCCCGCUAUUGAACCCUGCUAUGAGUCUGUUGGCUGUGAAUCGUGGGUAGGCAACGGCAGGAAGCCAAGCACAGAGCCAGCUUAUGAGGCUGUAGAUACGUACUGGAAGAACUCGAGAAGGAAAAGAAAGGCGGACAGGAACGCCCCAGCAGAAAACCUCUAUGAAAGCAUCGAAAACUUGGCAUUUCAGUUUCAGAAUCAAAACAUGUUAGCCCACUUUGAAAUCUGACUCUUUGGUUUGGUUUACCUAUUCAAGCGGAUGCAAAUGAAUUAAGUGGACAUAGUUCAAAUGUUACUAGAUGCUGUUGCAUGUCAGCCCCCGGACACCAUCAAACGCUGACUGCGGUUGCAUGUUAACUGGCAGAUGCCCCCCAAACCUGAUUGCUGCAAGCCAGACACUGACAAAGGGCACCUCCGGACAACAUGUUUUAUUGACCAUUCCUCUUUAUCUGCUUGCACAAAGCUUGCACAGAGGUUAGACUAUUUGUUGAGCAUUUCUUCUCAUUAGUUUGCAGGGAGCUUAUAUGACAACCGGCAUCAAUUAAUCUGGCAGAAUGACAAAGACCAAUAAAAAAAGCCUAAAAAUAUCGUGAUGCAGUGAGGAGAGGAAAGUGAGCUGUUAGCCUUAAGAACUGCCAGAGAAGAACAUCAGUGCUGGGUGACAUUUCACACUCGGAUAAUCUUUGCAGAUAAUCACUUAGCUCCAUUAGGAACUUUAUGAAGAGCAUCAACGUGUCUGGCUGCAACCCUGCAUCUGCUUACUCGUGAGUAAGCUCUAAGAGCCUCAAUGGAACUUCCCCUUCUGAUCUGAGUUGUCAUGGAUUGAAAGGGCUAAUGGAUUGAUGAGAGCUGCAUUCCAAUAUCCAGAGAGCGGCCAUUUCCUUACUUAUUGCUGCAAAGCAUUUAAAGUUGUUGUUUUUCAGAAGGGGUGGGGGGUGGGAAAUGAAUAAUUUGUUGUUGUUGUUUAGUCGUGUCCGACUCUUUGUGACCCAUGGACCAGAGCACGCCAGGCACUCCUGUCUUCCAUUGCCUCCCACUGUUUGGUCAAACUCAUGCUGGUAGCUUCGAGAACACUGUCCCACCAUCUCGUCCUCUGUCAUCCCCUUCUCCUUGCGCCCUCCAUCUUUCCCAACAUCAGGGUCUUUUCCAGGGAGUCUUCUCUUCUCAUGAGGUGGCCAAAGCAUUGGAGCCUCAGCUUCAGGAUCUGUCCUUCCAGGGAGCACUCAGGGCUGAUUUCCUUCAGAAUGGAGAGGUUUGAUCUUCUUGCAGUCCGUGGGACUCUCAAGAGUCUCCUCCAGCACCAUAAUUCAAAAGCAUCAAUUCUUUGGGGACCAGCCUUCUUUAUGGUCCAGCUCUCACUUCCAUACAUCACUACUGGGAAAACCAUAGCUUUAAGUAUACGGACCUUUGUUGGCAAGGUGAUGUCUCUGCUUUUUACGAUGCUGUCUGUCAUUGCUGAAAUGAAUAAUAGAGGUUCGUAAAAUUUUGAAGAGAGAACAGAGCCCUCAUCCUCCCUCCCCUCUUUUAAGCACUGCUAAGUUUUCUGCGGGGGGGGGGGAUAUCCUCCCUCCUUUCCCCAUCCCUUGCAAAUCCAGGUACUAAUUGUUGCAACAAAGGACUUUCCGAUGGCUUUCUGCCUUCCAGGCCUUUUCUCAACAGGGAGACCCAGGAGAAUAGGUCACUGGAGAACAGCUGUGUUGCUUUAAGAUCAUGUAGCAUUCAGGGAAGUUUCGAAUGAAUGAAAAGGCAGUUUAAGGGGCAUGAAUGGGAAUGAAAUAGACUCUUGAACUGGUGUUUGACUGUGUCCUCCAGCAGAGCCACCUUGAAUGGGACUUUAACUGUUAAACUACCAGAGCCCUUUUUAUUAUGUGUAUAUUUUUGUCAGUCCCUGCAUUUUGGUCCUUGCUUUUCCUCCCCCCAUUCUGCCUUUAAAUCUCUUGUGUCUGCUAGGUGUGCUAUUACUUUAAUUCCCUCCUAAACAUUUUUUUUCAGCCGCUCUUCCUUGCAUGUGUGUAUUAUUGACCUGUUGUGGGUUCAGAGCAAUGAUUCCUAAACUGGGACCAGUUGGGGUUCCAGGAGAGGAUUUCGAGAACCAAAUUAAGCUGCUCUGUUAGAUCCGCUUCCGUUCCGCAGUGGAGAUUCCCAGGCAGCGAAAAUAAUUAGCGCUUCUAUUUACCAUUUUAUCCAUUAAAAGUUACAAAUUAAAGAGAACAAUCUGACAUCUGCUACGCCAUAACAUUUUAGCAAUAAGCCAUAACUCCCCCCCAAUUAU